AGUGGGACAAGGGAGAGCAUUCUAUAUAGCUACAAAUAGGACAGUGUAGCUUCUUCUUUUGGUACUGUCUUCAGCUUUUACUGUAUGACACAGAUUUUACUUAGAAGGUUUAUCCUGGUGAAGUUCCCUUUCCUAAGAACAAACCAGCAGAAAAAAAGAGGGGAAACCAAAAAAGGGGGAACUUUCUAUCCUAAAGCAGCUGGAGUCUGAUAGAACAAUGAGAGAUCCCCUUCCCAGCUGGGCCUGCUUGUCUUACAGCCUGUUCACCUUCUCCUUGCUUUGUGUAACAGCUGAGAACCAAUGUAAGAUCAGAAAUCAAGUGGCUGACUGCAGUCAUCUAAAGCUGAAACAAAUUCCUUCAGAUCUCCCAAUUAAUAUAACAGCAUUGGACAUUUCUCAUAACCAGCUAAAUAAGCUACCACCUGCAAAUUUAACUAAGUACAGCCAGCUUAUUUACUUGGAUGCAGGAUCCAACAGCCUCUCUAAACUUCAGCCAGAACUGUGCCAAACUUUGCCCCUAUUGAAAGUUUUGAAGCUGCAACAUAAUCAGUUGCAUGAGCUCACUGACAAUGUUUUUGCUUCCUGUUCCAGCCUGACUGAGCUCAAUUUAGGGUACAACAUAAUAGAGGUCAAAAGCAAUCCUUUCAAAAACCUGAAGAAUUUGAACAUAUUGGAUGUAGCUCAUAAUCGUUUGCUUUCUACAAAAUUAGGAACCCACCAACAGUUGGAGAGCCUUCGUGAGCUUGUGCUGUCAGAGAAUAAAAUCACUGAGUUAAAAAAGGAAGAACUAGAUUUUCUUAGCAACACUUCCUUAAAUAGGCUUGACUUAUCAUCAAACCCGCUGAAAGAGUUUCACACAGGCUGUUUACAUGCAAUUGGAAAUCUGUAUGGCCUUAUGCUGAACAACGUUAAGCUUGGCGAAAAUCUCACAGAGAAACUUUGCUUGGAAUUAUCAGGCACAAGAAUUCAGAAUCUGUCACUGAGCCAGGUCCAGCUUUCUUGUAUUUACAAGUCAACCUUCCACGGACUGCAGACAACAAACAUCACAGUUUUAAACCUUUCCAAAAAUUAUUUGAGCGUGAUAAAAAAUGACUCUUUUACCUGGCUUUCAAACUUAGAGAAUUUACACCUAGAGGAUAAUAGGAUUUCUCACUUAUCUUCUCAUUCAUUGUAUGGAUUGUCCAAUGUCAAAUAUUUGAAUCUGAGAAGGUCACGUGUCAGAAAAAUUGAUGAUUUCUCCUUUCGUUGGCUAAGCCAUUUAGAGUAUCUUCUUAUAGAUAGUAAUAAUUUUCAAGAAAUUACUCCUAAUAUGUUCACCGGCUUAGACAAUCUGAAAUAUUUGAGUCUAUGUAACUGGACAAAUGGCUUACAAAUAAUAACAAAUAAAACGUUUUCAUCACUUGCUAAUUCUACUCUGCAGUUUCUUAAUCUUACAAAAAGUAGAAUCACAAAAAUAGAAAGUGGAGCAUUUUCUUGGUUGGGACACCUAAAAAUUCUUGAUUUGGGACUCAAUGAAAUAAACCAGGUGCUUACAGGUCAUGAGUUUAAAGGUCUGCAAAAUAUUGAGGAUAUCUACCUUUCCUACAACAAAUGGCUGACUUUGACAAGCGAAUCGUUUGCUUUUGUUCCUAGCCUUAGAAAACUGAUGCUACGGAAGGUAGCUUGUAGCAAUCUGGAUCUCUCCCCUUCACCUUUUCACCCUCUACGGAAUCUAACCAUCCUGGAUAUCAGCAACAAUAAUCUAGCUAAUGUAAAAGAUGAUUUGUUUGAUGGACUUCACAAACUAGAAAUUCUGGAUUUGCAGCAUAAUAAUUUGGCUCGACUUUGGAAACAUGCCAAUCCAGGUGGCCCUGUCAUUUUUUUAAAAGAUCUUCUUAACCUGCAUAUACUUAAUUUGAAGUCUAAUGGCUUGGAUGAGAUACCAGUACAAGUUUUCAAGGGCUUGUUUCAAUUAAGAAGCCUGGAUUUAGGAUCAAAUAAUUUGAACUUGCUUCCAGCAUCUUUGUUUGAUGACCAGAUAUCUCUGAAUUCAUUGUUCCUUCAGAAAAAUCUUAUAACAUCUGUUGAAGAAAAAGUGUUUGGGACAGCUUUCAAGAAUCUGAAAGAACUAGAGAUGGAUUCCAAUCCAUUUGACUGCACCUGUGAAAGUAUCUCCUGGUUUGUUAAUUGGCUUAAUGUGACCCAAACAAACAUACCUGGAUUAGAUACCCAUUACCUUUGCAACACCCCACCUAAGUAUCAUAGUACUCUGGUGAUGCAUUUUGACAUUUCACCCUGCAAAGAUAGUGCCCCUUUUAAAUUACUGUACAUAAUAAGCACCACUGUGAUAAUGCUCCUCAUCUUUAUUGUUGUUCUUAUCCAUUUUGAAGGCUGGAGGAUAGUAUUUUACUGGAAUGUGUCAGUAAAUCGAGUACUUGGUUUUACAGAAAUAGACAGGCAACAGGAAGAAUUUGAUUAUGAUGCCUAUGUUAUUCAUGCAAGAAGGGACAGUAAUUGGGUGUCCAAGAACUUCAUUCCUCUGGAAGAAAAUGAUCAGUCUCAAAUUAGGUUUUGUUUAGAGGAACGAGACUUUGAAGCAGGCAUAUCUGAAUUUGAAGCCACUAUUAAUAGUAUAAAAAGAAGUCGGAAGAUUAUCUUUGUUGUCACUGAACAUCUCUUAAAAGAUCCCUGGUGCAAAAAGUUCAAGGUGUACCAUGCUGUCCAGCAAGCUAUUGAGCAAAGUCGGGAUUCCAUCAUACUGAUCUUUCUUCAUGACAUUCCAGAUUACAAACUGAAUCAUGCACUUUGCUUGAGAAGAGGAAUGUUCAAAUCUCGCUGCAUCUUGGAUUGGCCAGCUCAGAAAGAACGUGUCAAUGCAUUUCAUCAGCAAUUAAAAAUGGCACUUAAAUCUAGCAGCAACAUACACUGAAUUUCUGAAGUAUAAUAUUGAACUGUUAGGACACUUCAUUUCAGACUGACUAAAGGAUAACAGUUCUUAUGGGGAAAAAUUAAACCAAUCCACAGCAACUCCUCUAUUUUUCCUAUUAUGUGUUUUUAAUUGGUAAUUGUUCUUAUCCUUCAUAUAUUGUUUCACCUGUAUUCUGAGUCCAUAAAAUGGUCAUGAUGGUCACAAAAAAUAGGACCGACAACUCUUUCAAACUGUGAUCAUAAAGAAUCAGCUUAUUUAAAAUAGAGCAGAAAUAGAGUGAAGAAAGGGGUGGUGAGAAUGUGUAGCGGCAUGGUAAAUUUCCACAUGAAGGGAUGCUGAAAAGACUAGGAUUGUUUACUUUAGAGAGGAAAUGAAUAAGAGGGAGGAAAUGUGAUACAGAUAUACAAACUAAUGAAUGCUAGAGUGGGAGUAUGCACCUGGACAUGUAGACCUCAUUUGUUAAUUCCUUCAGUGUUGGAGAGGGCAGUGUGCAGGUCUUCUGGCUUAAGGUGAAUUUUAAGCAAUGUGUGACGAUCUAGAAUUUCUCUCCUGCUUCCUAAUUCUAAUAGUCUUCUAUCUAGAUACCUCCCCUCUGAAAUAGCUUGAAUUUAGGGCAUCCCUAAAGGCAAUGUUUUAGUAUUCUAUAAAUUCAAGAACAGUAAAUUGAUAUUUCUAGUCCCUUAAUUUUUUUUUCAAAUGGAAGAUGCAAUCUGAUAAAUAUUGCAUCUAUAGCAGAUAGCUAUUACCCAAAAUACAUUUUCUGGGUAUAAGGACCUUACCCUGCAAAGUUCUAAGCACCCUCAACUCCAAUUAAGUUCAAUACAUCACAGGAUUGGGACCUAAUUGCCACAAGAAUAGUGCAUGUAGUUCUAAUUCCUGAAAUAUUAUGAUUACACAGAACUUUUUGUAUAUAAAACAAAUAUUAGAGAAGAGGGGACAGCCUGGCUCCCCUGAAGUGAGUGGCAUUUUGCUAUUGCCAUCAUCCACAGUGUCUAAUCUUGCUUCAAUUCAGUGGGAGCGGAUAUGGAUCAAAGAAAUGAAAUGUGAUUUGUUUUAAUCUUUUGUAUCAUGUAUGCAGUAUGGAUGCUUCUAUUGUGUAGCAUGUAUUUUUCUUGUCUCUUAGAUAUUAUGUAAUUUUUUUUAUUUUUAGUUCUACCUUUUGGUUUUUCCACUUAAAAUGACUUGGAGAACAGUGUUUAAAUAAGAAUGGCAUACUGGUACCAGGUGUUCUGUAAACAGUGCAAUUAAUAGUCAAAGGGAAAAUGAGUGUCUUACCAGUGACUUGACUAGAGUGCACUCACAGCUACCCGUAGGACAGAAUUUGAUGGAGGAACCAGGCUAUUGCUCUGACAGUAUCAGUGAGGCCCUAAUUCCCCACUCCCUUGUACCAGGCUACUAUUCUGAUUUUGGUGAAGUUUCAGACUCAUUUGACACAGGUAUAAAUGACUAUACAAACUGCAACGCAGUGAAGAAUCAGCCCCUAAAACUUUUAAACACUUUUAGGGACAAAUUUUCCCUCUCUCAUAAUGGAAGUCCCCCAUAAACUGAGAAAUUGAUAUGGUUCUGCUGUGUUGGGUGCCUAGACCAUGGAAGUCUAUGCAAGGGGUAUAUACCUUCUGUGGUGCUAGGAGUCCAGCUUCCUAGCCAUGUGGGGAGGAUGCUUUUUGCCUUGGUCUCCAUGGCUUUCACUGAUAUUCAGCCUGCUAGUUGUGCUGUGCACUCAAUGGGGCCUUUGUGUUUUUGUACAGACAUAACCAUAUACUAUUCAAAAUGCAAUAUGUCUCUUUAAGAGGUUGCCCCUUUACCUAUAAAUCUGUUACUAAAACAUAGGAAAAUUCUUGUGGAUUAUAUCAAUGAAAGAAAACCAGAGCAUCCUGAUUUGCAUGACAUUUUACAUGCACAUAAAUCUUAGUGUGAAUGACAGCAACAGUCAGCUCCCCUUCUCCUGCUGCCAGCUUCCAUCAAAUGGCAGCUAAAAAUACAUUCCUAUUUAAGUGUGUAAUUUCUGUUUGUGACAGGGAAACUAUGGGGAUGUGACUAGCAAAGGAGGUGGCUUGUAUGCUAGCCAAUGAUAGAGGAGGUGGUCCACAUCACAAUCUUUCUAUUGAAAUUUGAUGAUUGUUAUGGGGGAGAGGGGAACCUUUGAGGAACCCUGAACUAAGAAACAGACUCUGGUUGAAAUGUGUUGACUUAUGUAGUAGGGUGCUGGUGCAGAAGUACCUAAUUAGUCCCUACCCAGUCAGCUCCAAUCAGGGGAAAAAGACUGGGGCUGAUGGAAGAGGCCUUAUGCGAGCCUGAGGAUUGGCACCACCUGCUGGCCUGACAAGCCAAGAGCUAUAAAGGCUGUCAGGGUGCCAGAAGGUGGGGAGCAGCAGGGAGUGAGCUGGCUGGGCCUGUAAAGGAGGUGAUUAAUCCUGCAAGAUUUAUAUAUAGAUAGUGGUGGGAGAACCUUAUAUAAAUAAAGACAUGGGUGUUUCACAACCCUGAAGCCUCUUUGAGCCUUAUUGGGGGGCAGCAACUUGGCCCCAGGAAGAGGGGUGGGACUUAAACCCUGUUACAACUUUACAUUGGAUUUUUAACUCUUUUUUUUCCUUGUAGUUUUCAGAUAUCUAUUUUUCUUGGUAAGCUGUUGCAAACUGGAGCUUUGCAAAUCCUUGUGGUUUUACAAUUAACACUGAGAUGUAUUUAAUUCAGCCCUGAGUUAUAUGUAUACAGUUCACUUAGGUUUUCCUCCUUCAAUGAAAACUGUUCUAAUAUGCAUUAAACUCUACAAGCAAGAUAAGAAAUAGCUGCUGUUUCCCGUGAGCAGCCGAAUAGAUUACUUACCAGAAAUCAAUAUCUAGUUAGAGAAUGAAAAACCGUAUCAUACUAUUUAAACAAUAUUACUAUUAUUUCUUAGUGUUCCUAAAAAAUACCUAUAGGUACCCACGUCUGGCUCUGCAUCCCUCUCCCAAUUAGAAAUAUACAACUGAAAGCUUCUCAUAUUCAUCCACCAAAUCCUCAGCCCAUCUCCUCUUCAAUAACCUGAGAACAGAUGGGUUCUGUAGACUUCCCAAAUACAGGAUCUGGUGGACCAAAGGGAAAAUGGGUCCUAAAGUGGAGUACCCUUUUCAGAGAACACCCUGACAACCACUCCCUUUCAUUUACAUUGAGGGUGCUGAGACAUGAGUAUUCAUGUUGAUCUCUACAAUGGCUUAUCAGAGAAAGAGAGGUGGUUUCUCAGGGUAAUUGUGUCCCAAGCUAUUUAUGAUUAUAGGUUAAAACCAAUACCUAGAAUUCCACCUAGAAGAUUAUUGUGAGGCAGCGGAGAUCUUGGAAUAUUAUUUAAUAUGCUUUCAAGGUGCAGCUCCACUGAAUAAGUGGCCCACCACAUCGUGCAUUAGCUUCAGCUUCUGACUGGUCCUAAGGUAACCUCCCAUACCGCAUAUUACAGCAAUCUAAUCUUGAGGUGACAAAGGCAUGAACAGCAGCGUCAGAGAGGAAAGGCUGCAUGCUUCUCACCAGGCUCAGACAGAAAAGUGCCCACGGUUGCAACCACUAUCUGAACAUCCAAGAGCAACUCAGGAUUUAGCAACACUUUUAGAAAUGAUGGUCACAUUCCCUCGGUGAUGGGGUGCUCAUAUAAAUUCUGCUAAGCCAUAUGGCUGUUUCCCCAAGCCCACCCUCCUAUUUGUGUCUUGUCUAGAUUAAAUCACAGCCAACUCUCUCUCAUCCACAUCC
This is a messenger RNA of Gopherus flavomarginatus (Mexican gopher tortoise), 6628 nucleotides long. RefSeq names its product toll like receptor 3 (gene TLR3). The record is from RefSeq and is a predicted model, not a curated record. Lineage: Eukaryota; Metazoa; Chordata; Testudines; Testudinidae. The coding region runs from base 218 to 2908 and encodes 896 amino acids. The transcript has 5 exons. Gene Ontology annotation, molecular function: protein binding; transmembrane signaling receptor activity. Gene Ontology annotation, cellular component: membrane. Gene Ontology annotation, biological process: toll-like receptor signaling pathway; immune response; inflammatory response.